This is a messenger RNA of Annulohypoxylon maeteangense, 2064 nucleotides long. Its product is annotated as HET-domain-containing protein. The transcript has a single exon. Lineage: Eukaryota; Fungi; Ascomycota; Sordariomycetes; Xylariales; Hypoxylaceae. The record is from RefSeq and is a predicted model, not a curated record. The coding region runs from base 22 to 1971 and encodes 649 amino acids.
UGAACUUUAGAAGUAAAAGCUAUGAAUAUGAAUUUCUGCUCAUAUUGCAUCGCCCUCCAAGGGAGCGCCUUCAGUGAGGCAGCGGAGAAGAUCACAUAUAAUCUAACUCGAAACCCGCAUCAACCUAGCUGCACAGCAUUAAUAAAGUCUGCCUCCCAGGGUUGUCCUUUAUGUCAGCUUAUUAUAGAUUCAUUAUCCAGACAAUGCAGAGAAUCCAGGCAUGUCGAUGAUAACAACAAGCCGAUAUAUCCGCAAGGGGAAGUUGCGAUAGGGGGUGUGGUUGGGUCAUCUGGCGAAAGAUGGAUUUGGAUUGGCCACUCACCUAGGGCAUCUGGCAUGCUCAGGGCUAUUGAGAUUCCGCGUGGUUGGAAGGAUACUUGGGGAGAUCCUAAGGCAGAUAUUCACGAUGCUUCCCUCGCUAUGUUGAAGGAGUGGCCAAGGAUCUGUUAUCGAGAUCAUCCAGACUGUGCACGCCCGGACGAAAGUUUCCUGCCGACAAGACUCAUAGAAGUCAGUCUCGCAGGCGAUGAGAAAGUGCGCCUAAUAUGUACGUCAGGGGUAAAUUUGCAAGAUCGUCGGUAUAUUGCUUUAAGCCAUUGUUGGGGUCUAAACAUGCCUCACUGUGCCCAAACCUUUCAGGAGACGUUGGCAGAUCACGAAAAAGGAAUAACGCUGGCUGAUCUAACGAAGACUUUUGUGGAUACUAUUAUAAUGGCUAGAAAGCUUCAAGUUCCAUUCGUAUGGAUUGACUCGCUUUGCAUUUUGCAGAAUUCCAGAGAAGACUGGGAAACCGAGGCAGCUCAGAUGGCAGACGUGUAUUCAAACGCAUACAUUACACUCGCCGCUUCUGCAUCUUCUGAUGGAACUCAGGGCUGCCGUAUUCGUAGCGAUAAACAGGAGCCCUUUUGGCCUUAUAUCGACAUCCCAGUUAUCGGAAACCGCGAGAAAAAGAGUUAUCGAGUAUUCAGCUGGUCUGAAUUAGGAACUGGGACACCGGAGAACGACGUGCUACAAACUCGGGGGUGGACAUUACAAGAACGGGAGCUUUCACCCAGAAUUGCUCACUUCUCGGAAGACACUGUGAUAUGGGAGUGUCAGACAUCUAGAGCAUCUCUAAAUUUUCCGUGGAAAGACUCGUUCGGUGUUUCCGGGCAUAGGCGCGUUUUCGAUAUGGAUAGCUACGGUCGCAAGUUUCCGAAGGCCUCUCAGGAUGCUACCGUUUUGACAGAAGAGCAAAAGCUUUUCGUCGUUGCUGAUUGGAUCCGUCUUGUAAAAUUGUACAGUCGUCGCAGUCUUACAAAACAAGUGGAUGUCCUUCCUGCUAUUUCGGGUGUAGCCCGAAUAUUCGCGAGAUUCGGUGUAGGCGAAUAUGGUGCUGGUUGUUUCGAGUCUCAUGGAAUCAUCAGUCUCUUGUGGGUUGUCGACACGCCCUAUACAGACAAGGAGAUAUCAAUGGCGUCUCGGCGGCCUGCUCAAUACACAGCCCCUUCGUGGUCAUGGGCAUCUAUCAUAGGUCCUGUUAGUUGGAGUUGGUAUCCGCCUCAUGACAAGCUAGAAAGCCUCGUUACUAUCAAAACCAUUUCGACGACACCUAGCGGAAAAGAUAAAUUCGGACAGGUGAAGGAUGGGUUUUUACGAGUAAGUGGCAAACUAUGCAUACUCCGUACCGAGCUUACGGAACAUGGUUACGGAUCCACCGGGGACCCAGCCGGACUCACCCUCUUCGGGAACAUCAACGGCAGUGAGCGUAAAGUUGGCUGGAUAGCUUUCGAUAUAUUAGAUGAAGUAUGUGAAUUCGUCCAUUGCAUAGCGUGCGCAAGGGUAGGGUUUCCUUGGCCCCAAGUCUACGGUCUUGCGCUACUCCCUAUUCACGACGAGUCAUCCGUGUCAACGUAUAGGAGAGUAGGCCGUGUAAGGGCAAUGGAGAAGAUAUGGCUAGAUGAAUCGUCAACGGAAAUAUUCAUUGUUUAAUGAGCACUAAUUUAGAGUUGUGAUUCAUCAAGCCACUUAGAACUCACCCAUUAACCUAUACAAAUAUAGGUGGCAAUAAACACUCUAAUCAAG